Molecule: messenger RNA, 3341 nt
Organism: Cyprinus carpio (common carp)
Lineage: Eukaryota; Metazoa; Chordata; Actinopteri; Cypriniformes; Cyprinidae
Gene: slc27a2a
Product: solute carrier family 27 member 2a
Molecular function (GO): long-chain fatty acid transmembrane transporter activity; long-chain fatty acid-CoA ligase activity
Source: RefSeq, a predicted model, not a curated record
CUCCUUCCUCACCUCGUCAGGUAGAGGACCGAGAUCUCCGCGGUCUCAGGGUCACAGUCUGGAGGAGCUUCUGCCUUCCGCGCUGACUGCUCAAUACAAACUUCAGACCACAAACCCGUUUCUCCAUAAACAUGAUUUAUUCGGUUCUCCUCGGGUUGGCCGUUUCUUGCUUACUUUUUCUGUACGUUCGUUUCCCGUACUUUACUCAGGAUUUUAUUUUCGUACUCAGAACGGUUAACAUCGGGAGGCUGGUGAACCGGUUCGGCCGCGCAUCGCCGUGCUACACGAUUCUGGACCGGUUCGCGGACAUCGCGCGGAGUCACCCGCAGAAGCCCUUCCUCGUGUUCGAGGGUGAGGUCUUCUCUUACCGGGACGCGGACCGGAUCAGUAACAGAAUCGCAAACGCGCUGCGGGAACGCGCGCUCGUGCACGCGGGUCAGACCGUGGCGCUCUUUCACGGGAACGCGCCUCAGUACGUGUGCACGUGGCUCGCUCUCGCCAAACUGGGCUGCACUGUCGCGCUGCUGAACACGAACCUCAGGAGUCGAUCUCUGUUGCACUGCUGCGACUGCUGCUGCGCCACGGCCCUCAUCACUGAUGCAGAUCUGGCUCCGGCGGUGGCCGAGGUUCUGCCAUCUCUGCACAUGUGCGGCAUGUCUGUGCUCCUGCUGUUCGGCAGCUGCAAGACGGACGGCAUCGUCAAUCUGUCGGCUGCGGUACGCGGUGCAUCAGAAGAGGCUCCGCCCCUCAGCCUGAGGAGUGACAUCAGCAUCCGGAGCCCCGCCCUCUACAUCUACACCUCAGGCACCACAGGUCUUCCUAAAGCGGCAGUGAUCAGCCACCACAGACUCUGGCUGAUGUCGUUCCUGCAGCGCAUGACAGGUGUGAGCUCCAGAGACAUCCUCUACAUCUACCUGCCCCUGUACCACAGCGCAGGCUUCCUUGCCGGCCUCACCGGAGCCAUAGAGCGGGGGAACACAGUGGUGCUGAGGAGGAAGUUUUCUGCGUCUCGGUUUUGGGAUGACUGUCGGGAGCAUGAGGUGACGGUCAUCCAGUACAUCGGAGAGGUCAUGCGUUACCUGUGCAACACGCCCAAGAGCGAGCGUGACCGUGAUCACCGUGUGCGUCUGGCUCUGGGGAACGGCAUCACAGCGGCGACGUGGGAGGAAUUCCUGCGCCGCUUCGGGAACGUGCACAUCUGCGAGUGCUACGGAGCCACCGAGGGAAACAUCGGAUUCCUCAACUACAGCGGGAAAAUCGGAUCCAUCGGGAGAGUGACUGCCAUCCACAAGAUGCUCAUUCCUUUCGCCUUCAUUAAGUUUGAUCCGGAGACGGAGGAGCCGGUGCGAGACUCCGCUGGACUGUGUGUCGAGGUGGCUCCAGGUGAAACCGGGCUGCUGGUGGCAAAGAUCAAUAAAAUCGCUCCGUUCAGCGGCUACGUUAAAAACCCUGCGCAAACAGAGAAGAAGAAGCUGAGGAACGUCUUUAAGAAAGGAGAUCUGUACUUCAACACUGGAGAUCUCAUAUUAGCCGACCGCCGCGGCUUCCUUUACUUUCAGGACCGCAUUGGAGACACGUUCCGGUGGAAAGGAGAAAAUGUGUCCACGACUGAAGUGUCUGAGGUUUUGCUCAUGCUGGAUUCUAUUGAAGCUGCAAACGUCUACGGUGUGAGAGUAUCAGGUCACGAGGGACGGAUCGGGAUGGCGGCUCUCAAGCUCACAGACGGGACGGAGUUUGACGGAUCUGCCACAUACAAACAUGUGAAGAAGCUCCUGCCGGCAUACGCCAGACCACACUUCAUCAGGAUACAGGACGAGCUGGACGUGACGGGGACCUUCAAACAGGUCAAAGGUCAGCUGGUGCAGGAGGGAUUCGACCCAAACGUCAUCCAGAGUAAACUCUUCUUCCUGGACGAGUCGAAGCAGACGUUUGUGCCGCUGACGCAGGAGCUUUACAGUUCCAUCACGAACGGACACACCAGACUCUGACGAACACACAACCAGAUGUCAUCAGCCGGAAACAAAACCGUAAACUGGUUUUACAGAGAGGAUCAUUUAAAUACAGUUAAUACAUAAUACAUCACGUAUAUACAUCUGCUCGUUAUUAUUAUUACAAUCAUACACACGUUAGAACAACAACACUAGAAAUGAAAUCCAAGAUUACUGAAACUUAAUAUUAUUUCUAAUAUUCAGUCAAAAAAGACUUUAAAUAAAUAAAUGGUACACUAAUACAAUUUAUUUACUGUAUUUUCCAGACUAUUUUAAUAUUUUUAAUAAUAAUACAUCACACUUCUUUAUAUCAUCACAACUCAUCAUAUGCAGUAUAAAUGUAUCUGUAUACAUGAAAAUAUAAAGCCGCUUUUAUCUUUAUGAAGGGGAUCAUCAUAUUUGAGUAAAUGAAAUUGUUUAAAAGGACCAGCUCUGGACAGGCAUCAUUUCAUCAGGUGCAUUAUGGGAUGCUUUAAACACACAUGAGGAAAGAGUUAGAUGUUGUUCAUGUUGUUUCUCUUUCUUCACUAUUAUAUCAUCUCACACGUGUACAGAACUGAUGUUCAGUCAGUCAUACACCAGAAGCUUUUUAAUAUCAUGAUGAGCACAUGAAGGUCUCUACAACAAAAAAAAAUUAAGAGUUUUAUAACUUCACAGGCAUCAGUUAUUUUUGUCUUCAUCAGGGAUUACUAAACCUUUUGUCAUCCUGAAAUAUUCACUUAAACUUCCCCUUCAGUGUUUCAGCCACGGUCACGGUUCUCUGCUGGGGGUUAAUAGUCACAGGUACAGUAGAGAGUUUGCACGUGAGAGUGUGUGUGUGUGUGUGUGCGAGAGUUUGCAUGUGUGUGUGUGUGUGUGUGUGUGUGUGUGAGAGAGAGAGAGAGAGAGAGAGAGCUUGCAUGUGUGACAGUGUAUGUACGAAAGUAUACAUGUGUGAGAGUAUGCAUAUGUGAGUGUGUGUGUGUGUGCGAGAGUUUGCGUGUGUGUGUAUGAGAGUAUACAUGUGUGAAUGUGUGUGUGUGUGUGUGUGUGUGUGUGUGUGUGAGUGUUGUUACGACCCUGUCUUUCCCCUCUCUGCCUGUUGGUGGCAGUGUAAAAUCUAUGUGUGACGUCACUGCCAAUUAAAGACAUUAUGGGCGGAGAGUAUAAAAGGUGUUACUGAUCUGCUGGAGGACACUUCCUCUGGUGGAACAUCAUUCUCCAGAGAAGUCUUUUUGUUUAUUCUUUUGUCAAUGUUCUUUACCCCAUUGGAUUAUUUGUUUUUGUUUAUAUUUCAAUAAUGUAUACCUCAAUCCCUAGACUUUGGUGUUUUGUUUCAGUAAAAUUGCUUUUUCUUUUAAAUAAAUAAUCUUG